CAAACAAGAUACAAAAAGUGUUAGGGUGAAAACGAUGCACGAUGCGUCCCGGCGGCUGCAGGAUUGCCUCGCUGAGAUGUACGAACCCGACUGGUUUGGAAAGGAAGAGAUGGACGCGCUGACAGAGGACACAGACACUCUGUGGUUGGAUUACCACCAGAACAUCACGGACAAAUCUCUGAACACCCUGGACUCGUACCUGACUCAGUUCCCUGACAUCAAGGCUCGCAUAGCGAAGCGCGACAGGAAGAUGGUGGACUUCGACAGCGCCAGGCAUCACUUCAGCUCCUUACAGAAAGGGAAGAAGAAGGACGAGGCCAAGAUCGCCAAG
Molecule: messenger RNA, 331 nt
Organism: Notothenia coriiceps (black rockcod)
Lineage: Eukaryota; Metazoa; Chordata; Actinopteri; Perciformes; Nototheniidae
Product: myc box-dependent-interacting protein 1-like
Exons: 5
Cellular component (GO): cytoplasm; synaptic vesicle; plasma membrane
Molecular function (GO): phospholipid binding; tau protein binding
Source: RefSeq, a predicted model, not a curated record